CCUGCGAGACAGUUGAUGGUGUGUGUAUUUUAGGCGUGACUCCAAAGGUAAUUCGUCCUGCUGCCCCCCCCAGCCAGGGCUUAAAUCGAGAAUUAUAAAGCAAAAUGUCUAUGAAUUUAAACGACCGAGUUAGGAGACUGAGGGGUACCGACAAGGAAGAAGGAAAGGGAGGAAAGUAGAGACAUACUGUGUAUGUGGAAUGAGCAAUAAAAUAUGUGGGGGCUGGGCUUUUACAUAGAUUAAACCCAUUCAGGGAGCUAAGGAAAAUAGGACUUGGCAAGCAGUGUAAGCUAAAUUGCUGUGAAAGCAAAUAGCUUUGGGGACAAGCUAGGUGGGAGUGUGUUUCAGGUCAACGGAAAUGUAGCAAAGGCCUAGCUUGACCUUUUCAGCCUUCAUUCUUUUAUACCAUCCUGUACAUGAGCUAGAAAAAUGCACUGUUUCCUGCCCCUCCUCUUUCCCUGUCUGUGUGUACCCCACACACUUUCUCUACCCACUCUCCUUGUCUUUUGGACACUCACGAAGCCUGACUGAGUCAGCGCUGCUGGUACACUCUGUCCUUUCCAUCUCCUCUGCAUCUGGUCCAUCUCUUCUGUCUAUGGUCCAUCCUAGCAGAUGCUUGCCUGUCCACCAGCUCUCUUUGCUGACACAGUGCGUCCUCCGGUGCCCUCGCCGCCUCCUAUCUCUGCUGAACCAAGGAUAAGCUCAUCGCACGACAAUGGCUCCACUAGAGACAGGAGAUGGAAGAGAGCACCCGGAGUUCAGCAGCGGGAGGCUGUGUUGUCGGAGGCGCGCCAGAUGGCUAGAGAGAAACCAGGUAUGGUGAAGUUCUUACCUGGCUGGAUUUCAAAGAUCCUCCCUGUGUGUGAUUCCCGGCCUGCUAGCCCCAGGCAUGCUAGCUCCCGGCCUCCCAAUUCCCAACCUGGCACCAUACGCCUCGGUGGGUUCCGUCUGCAGUCAGCCCGUGCUUCUGCCCCAGUUCCUGCUCCUGUCCAGGAAUCAUAUUCUGGAACUCGUCUGGCUUAUGGAGGUCCACGGAGUUUUCAGGCGGCUGCUAAGAGGAGGAGUCGCAAGGCCAAGCUAGCAGCUCAAGCCCCAAGAGCCAUGGUUCCAGUCCCAGAACAGGCCCCAGCAGCCAUGGCUCCAUGCUCCAGUACCGGCCCACGCAGCUUUGCUUCCAUACUCCAUUACCUGGCUUACACAGCCAGGAUCCAGGCUUCGGCUCCGGACCUUACAGCCAUGUUGCCGGCUCCAGAACAGGACCUUACAGCCAUGUUUCCGGGUCCAGAACCGGACCUUACAGCCAUGUUUCCGGCUCCAGAACCGGACCUUACAGCCAUGUUUCCGGCUCCAGAACCGGACCUUACAGCCAUGGUCCCGGCUUCAGUGCCGGCUCCAGUAACCAUGGUCCCGACGCCAGCUCCCCGAGUCCUGUCGGCGUACCGGCCGACUCCAGCUCCUCGUCUCCGGUUGGCUGUCCGUCCGACGCCAGCUCCCC
Messenger RNA from Notothenia coriiceps (black rockcod), 1495 nucleotides. RefSeq names its product angiomotin-like. The record is from RefSeq and is a predicted model, not a curated record. The transcript has 3 exons. The annotation marks the transcript as partial. Lineage: Eukaryota; Metazoa; Chordata; Actinopteri; Perciformes; Nototheniidae.